This is a messenger RNA of Diatraea saccharalis (sugarcane borer), 825 nucleotides long. The record is from the annotation of a GenBank genome assembly. NCBI's taxonomy places the organism in Eukaryota, Metazoa, Arthropoda, Insecta, Lepidoptera, Crambidae.
AUGCACGUACAUUAUAAUACAUUACUGCACUGCGUUUACGUCUCUUUGUUACAUAUGCUUAGUCUGCAAAUAAAGAACUAUUAUAUUUUUCAGUUUCCAAAAUACAAAUGGACGAAUAAAACUAAAGAUGUGAUAUUGUCAUCAUUUUUUUGGGGAUACAUGGCGAUGCAGAUACCAGCUGGACAAAUUGCACAUAGAUUCGGUACACGUCGUCUUUUUGUCGGGUGCAUGUUGGUCAACUGUAUCAUACCAAUAAUCAUGCCAAUUGUUACUUAUUAUGGAGGUUGGAUAUCUGCCGUGCUAUGCAGGGUCAUUCAGGGUGUAAGUCAAGCUUGCAUUAUUCCCGGCUUACAUACUUUCUUCGGAAAGUGGACACCUCUUGAAGAACGCGGCCGCUUGACUGCAAUAGUAUAUGGAGGUCAAGCGAUCGGAACCGUGUUUGGUUUACCUAUUACUGGGUUUAUUGCGUCCUCGUAUUUGGGGUGGCCAGGGAUAUUUCGUUUUUACGGGUUACUUUCGGGAACGAUUGCUAUCUUCCUGUGGCUCUUUCAUGCUGAUUCGCCUGCUCAGCACAAGAAGAUUUCGUUUGAUGAGAGAAAGUACAUUGAGGAAGCUUUAGGACAAACGAAUGGCCAGAAAACUUUACCAGUCCCAUGGAAGAAAAUAUUAGGUAGCUCUGGUAUGCUAGCAAUAAUUGUCGCUCACAUUGGUAAUACUUGGGGACAGUUAACGUUAUUCACUGAAAUACCGUCAUACAUGGACAAAGUAAUGGGGGUCAAUAUAAAAGCGGUAAGAAUUUUGUUGUCUUUCCUAACAUUUACAUGA